This is a messenger RNA of Yamadazyma tenuis ATCC 10573, 3138 nucleotides long. It is a transcript of the gene AGE1, whose product is annotated as Age1p. NCBI's taxonomy places the organism in Eukaryota, Fungi, Ascomycota, Pichiomycetes, Serinales, Debaryomycetaceae. The record is from RefSeq and is a predicted model, not a curated record. Gene Ontology annotation, cellular component: endosome; cytoplasm; trans-Golgi network. Gene Ontology annotation, molecular function: protein binding; GTPase activator activity. Gene Ontology annotation, biological process: intra-Golgi vesicle-mediated transport.
UUUCUAAAUCCUAUAAUAUGUAUAUUUUAAUACCUAAGACAUAAUUUGAGUAUAGCAUUCAAUAUUUCACUCUAGUAGAACCUAACCACUUUUGACGUUGCAGAUGCCUGCGUGGCGUAAUGGUUAGCGCAUUUGACUUCUAAUCAAAAGAUUCCGGGUUCGAGUCCCGGCGUGGGUUCUUUCUUGCGGAUUUAGCUCAGUUGGGAGAGCGUCAGACUGAAGUUACACUCCAGUCCCAGUUAAUCUGAAGGUCCUGUGUUCGAUCCACAGAAUUCGCAUACUUUUUUGUCACUGUUGACACUUGAGUACUUUGAACGUUGUGUAACCGCAUUUUAGCGAUGGCUGCGCACCGUUUAAAUAAUUGACAUCAAUACCUCAAAAACAAACCUAACAACUGUCACCAUGGAUAUAUCCAGCUUGGCGUUUCCUUAUACCCAAGCCGAAAACACCAGCGUGACCCUCAAUCGACUAGUGUUAACCGACGAUGCCGAUAAGCUAAGAUACGUUUUUGGUCUUGAAGGUGACAAUGCAUCAAAACGAUGCACCUUCAUUUAUAAACUUGAAACUGCCACCCAAUUGAAGAUUAAUGAACCCUUGACGUACAUAGACAAUGUGUCCGUCCACAAGACUUCGCCGUUGUUGGUCCGGUGUGAUCCAGUCUUCCACAAGAUGAAGUUGGCAUUAUCCUUGAAAUACACCUCAGAUAACGAGGGGAAGUCUCUUCUAAUAGUAAAGACAAAGGGCCAUAACGACGACUCCGAACACUUAAGGAGGCUAUUGGAGUCAGGUGUGACUCACAGUUCUGAAAUUGAGAUCAGCAAGCUCGAUUUUGAUAGCUUGCCGUUGGAUAAUACUGUUCAAGAUGCUCAAAAGAUAGUUAUUAAUGAUAGCUACGAUGCCAACAACUUCAAUGGCCAGUCGAUGAACGUGUUUUUGUUUGAGUUUAAGGAUCACAUCUACUCGUAUGCUUUGAGUGUCAAACUCUGGAUAAAUAAAUUGGAAACUGCAGAACUGCCAAAGAAAGUGCUGGUCAAAACACCCACCUCAAAUGCCCUUCAACUUUCCGACUACAGAGCUGCGUUUAGCUUUGUCCUUGAUGAUGGUCCUGAGUUUCGGGCUAUUUUAAACAAGUAUGAGCAAUCAAUACCCAAUGUUCAGAAGAACACCAUCCAGUUAAUCGAUGAGCUUAAGACCAUGGAGACCAACUUGAAACGGCUCGUGGCGAGUAAACGGAAAGUGGUGGAGAUAAUUGACGGGCUCACGAACCAGAACUCGGUGCUUGCAACGUUCAAAAUUAAGGACGAACUACGCCUGAAACUCAAUAAGAUAUUCACUCCUUUUGAGCUGCAAUUAUCAUUCUUUCUAGAACAAGUGUGUGAAAAACGGCUUCUCAAUAAGAUCAAGCUGAUUUCAACAUUUGAGGAUGAAAAGAACGAAUUGAACAGUUUAAAGAAGAACUUUGAGCACGAUUCUAAGGAAUUCUACAACUGGUUGAAGAAGUACUUAUCUAACGAAAAGGGCCGCCCGGAGCUGAAACUAUUACUUAAAAGGAAGAAGUUUGAGUUGUCUAAAUUUGACUAUCUCAACUACUUGAACAACUUUUCUAAUAACCAGUACAUUAACGAGUUUUAUGAAAACCUUUUCAAGUUUUUGUCCAUUGACUUGGCGAAUAUCCCAAAGGACCUAAGCAAAGUGGGCUUGACUGAUUAUCACAACAUCUACCUAAAUGUGUUGUUGAAGUUCAACUCAGAGAAGUACCAGUUGCGACAGAUGAUUGAAAGCUGUAGUUCCAAUGAUGACUUGACCAACGUCAUCCGGUAUAAUAGCCUAACCGUCGACUCAGCUUCAAAUGAUGAUAUUAAGGUGACUUCCGAUAACUUAGACUUGAUAUUUUCCCCAGUACUGCCAUCACUUACCACAACAACAACUGUUUCAAUGAAUCCCGACUCUCCACUGGAAGACUCUGCUGAGAAAUCGGGUAUUUUGUAUGCGUUGGGAGGGAAAGGAAAGCAGGGAUGGCACAAAGAAUGGGUGGUUGUCAAAAACGGUGAACUCAAAGAGUAUAGUGACUGGCGAACGGGAAAUGCUCCAAUAAACACACCUAUUCAAAUCGCUUUAUCAAAUGUGAAGCCAACUACACAUGACAAAAGACAAUACUGCUUCGAAAUCUUCACAUCCUCUGGAAACAGGUAUAUUUUCCAGGCUAUUAAUGAACAAGAAAGAGAUCAAUGGAUCAAAGUUUUGGAUAAUGCCAGGCUCCUGGUGAACACCGACAAGUUAAAGGAGAAUUUGAGUCCCAAAGAGCACUCAAAGCUCAGCAAGAAGCUUAACUUGAAGCUUGACAAGCCAAAACCUAUCGAAUCAGGCGCAGCUCCAUCCAAAUCUCCCAUUUCUGUUGUUUCAAGUGCUGUGAUUCCAAAUGAUUAUUACAAAGCCGUGAGAUACGUUCCUGACAGUGAUAACAACAUUUGUGCUGAUUGUGGAUCUCUAGAAUCUGUUGAAUGGGUAUCUAUAAAUUUUUUGGUUGUACUUUGCAUCAACUGCUCAUCGUGUCACCGCAGUAUGGGGUCCCAUAUUUCCAGAGUGAAGUCCUUGAAAAUGGAUAACUUCAACCGAGAAACAGAAGUACUCUUGACCUACAUCAACAACCAUUUACACAACAAAUACUUGCAAAGUACACACAAGACACCGUCGUUUGCUGAUUAUGAGGAAAGACUUGAAUUUAUCCAAAAUAAGUACAUUGACAAGAAGUACGCUCAGAGUGUGGACGGGAUUAAUGAUUUACUUUUCAAAUCGGUUAGGGCUAUUAGUGUUGAAGACACAAUAAAAUGUGUCCUAUUAGGAGCUGACGUGAACUUGAAGGUACUGCUUGGGGAUAAGGGUAAUAAAAUCCUUUUAUUUGAGUAUUCCUUGAGAAAGUAUUUGACAGUAGAAACUGAUAGUUCACCCACCAAAAUUUUUGUCAUCUCCGAAUUUCUCGUGUUAAAUGGCUGCAAAAUCAACAGUGUAAACCGAGACUUAGAACUAUCAGAAGAAGCAUUUGACUUCUGGAGUAGCAAAUACUCUAAAAUAGCAUAACCAGCAAGAGGUUUUUUAUGAAGUUAAUGAAAUUGAAACAGUUUGGGUGGCUGCGAAAAA